AUGUCGGUUAUGGUUGUGCUAAAGAUCAUUAAACAUUACCAAGAAGAAGGACAGGGGAAUGAAGUGGUCCAGGGAGUGCUGCUGGGUCUUGUGGUGGAUGACAGACUUGAAAUCACAAACUGCUUCCCUUUUCCUCAGCAUACAGAAGAUGAUGCAGACUUCGAUGAAGUUCAGUACCAGAUGGAAAUGAUGCGAAGCCUGCGCCACGUAAACAUUGAUCAUCUUCACGUUGGCUGGUACCAGUCCACGUACUAUGGCUCUUUUGUCACUCGUGCCCUCCUGGACUCCCAGUUCAGUUACCAGCACGCAAUUGAGGAGUCUGUAGUUCUCAUUUACGAUCCCAUUAAAACUGCGCAAGGGUCUUUGUCACUCAAGGCAUAUAGGCUGACUCCCAAACUGAUGGAAGUUUGCAAAGAAAAAGACUUCUCUCCAGAAGCCUUGAAAAAAGCAAAUAUUGCUUAUGAAAACAUGUUUGAAGAAGUGCCCAUUGUAAUUAAAAAUUCAUACCUGAUCAAUGUGAUGUUGUGGGAACUGGAAAAGAAAUCCGCAGUAGCCGAUAGACAUGAAUUGCUCAGUCUGGCUAGCAGUAAUCACCUAGGGAAGAGUCUGCAGCUGCUGAUGGACAGAGUGGAUGAGAUGAGCCAAGACAUUGUUAAAUACAAUACUUACCUGAGGAACGUAAGCAAACAGCAGCAGCAGAAGCAUCAGUACCAGCAGAGACGUCAGCAAGAAAAUAUACAGCGUCAAAGCCGAGGAGAAGCCCCUCUUCCUGAGGAGGACAUCAAUAAACUUUUUAAGCCACUGCAGCCGCCUGCAAGAAUGGAUUCACUCCUUAUUGCAGGUCAAAUUAAUACCUACUGCCAGAAUAUUAAGGAGUUCAAUGCACAGAACCUGGGCAAGCUUUUCAUGGCUCAGGCUCUCCAAGAUUACAACAACUGAAGCAACUUUGCUGUGGCCCUCAACAGGAGAAGUUAUUUACAGUUUUAUACUGUUCAUGAUCCUCUUGAAAAUUUAGUAUAUUGGGAAAAGAGUUGUGUAAAACAGAGUCAUCUUGGUUUGCAUAGAAUUCUCCUGUAAGAAAAAUAAAGGCAAAUUUUAACGAUA
Charadrius vociferus (killdeer) is the source of this 1104-nucleotide messenger RNA. RefSeq names its product eukaryotic translation initiation factor 3, subunit H (gene EIF3H). NCBI's taxonomy places the organism in Eukaryota, Metazoa, Chordata, Aves, Charadriiformes, Charadriidae. Gene Ontology annotation, molecular function: metallopeptidase activity; translation initiation factor activity; protein binding. The coding region runs from base 1 to 939 and encodes 312 amino acids. The record is from RefSeq and is a predicted model, not a curated record. The transcript is spliced from 8 exons. Gene Ontology annotation, cellular component: eukaryotic translation initiation factor 3 complex; cytoplasm; eukaryotic 43S preinitiation complex.